UUGCCGGUAUUUAUCGGAGCCUACGGAAUGCGACGCGUCUGGUCUGGUGGGUUCGUGGCAAGCUCGUGCUGUUACGACGGUUAUUAGUUCGCAACGAGUCUGUGAGGGGUGUAGUCCACAAUGGAAUGGUCCGAAGAAAAAUCGUUGUGUUUAGUUGGGAACUACAAAUUACAUAGGAAUUUGUGGGAUUCUAGGCACUUUGACUAUUUCAAGAAGGAUGUAAAAACGAGAACGUGGAAUAAAAUUGGCUUAGCUGUAGGAGCAUCACCGGCAGAUUGUAAAAGAAAAAUUAUGAGCUUAUUGGCCACAUAUAGAAAAGAAAAAAAUAAAAUACGGACGUCAAAGAAAGAAGGAUCGGAUGAAGUUUAUACUACUCGUUGGUUCGCCUAUAAUGCCCUGCAAUUUUUAAAAUUGAGAAACAAGCCUUGGGAUAAUAGGGCGUCAUUAGUAGUUGACAAUGAAACUCCAGAAGUAGUGAGUGAACCACCACCUGUCAGACAACCACAACAAGUCAGACCUGCCACAUCAGUGUCUGAUAAUAAACAACUCGUUACUGAAGACUUGGCCCCAGAGAGAGAAUUUCAGACUACUGCAAAAAGGUUUAGAAAGGACACUGAACAAUCAGAAUUUGACAUAUUUGGUCAAAGUGUCGCUUCGCAACUAAAAAGCUUGCCUCUAAAAGAGGCCUUGGAGCUUCAGCUGGAACUUCAACAAAUUAUAACAGAGAAGAGACUAAUACUAUUACAACAAAAUUGUUUUGCAAAUAGUAUGGAUUCGAUGAUACUUCACAGUGAAUGUAAGAUGUCGCCUGAAUAAUAGAGUUGGUGCUAUUUCAUGAUAUUGAUAUCUGAAUGCUGUUAACUUAAAAUAUUUUGUUCUUCACUAUUGUCCUUAAAUCAUUUACCAAAUAUAAUUGUUCAUGUUAUAUGGUUGUAAAAGUUGCUAUUUAAAGUAUAAUUUUAAUAA
Molecule: messenger RNA, 966 nt
Organism: Sitophilus oryzae (rice weevil)
Lineage: Eukaryota; Metazoa; Arthropoda; Insecta; Coleoptera; Curculionidae
Exons: 3
Coding region: 121-816 (231 amino acids)
Source: RefSeq, a predicted model, not a curated record